AUGUCGCUGCUAGGUUUCGGUUUCUCGCCAGUAGUGGCCGUGUCCGCAUUCUUGGUAGUUCAUUGCUUGUAUUUCGCCGCUCUUGUUGUUUAUCGCCUGUGGUUUUCGCCGCUAGCCGGCUUUCCGGGACCCAAGCUUGCCGCCGCGACGGGCUGGUAUGAGUUCUACUACCAGUAUUGGCUCAAUGGCCAGUAUAUUUUCGAGAUCGAAAAGAUGCACAAGAAAUACGGCCCAAUCGUUCGAGUCAAUCCGGAAGAGCUUUCGAUUCACGAUCCAGAUUUCUACAACGAGAUAUAUGUCACAGAGAGCAAACGACGGACAAACCACUAUGACUCGUUUGGACAAGGAAUCGGUUUCGAUGGCUCACAUUUGUUUACCAGAGAGCACGACCUCCAUAGAGUGCGGAGAAAGCCUCUAGAGCCAUUCUUUUCCAAAAUGGGAGUUGCUCGCUUGCAGCCAAUGCUUGCCGAGGUGGCCUUGCAUCUGGAAUCUCGGAUCAGAGAGUAUUCGAGCACCAACAAAGUCAUCCGACUCGACCACGCAUUCUCCAGUUACGCCGGUGAUAUCAUUGCCAGGAUGUGCAUGGACGACGGUGAGAGCAGAAACCGCCUCUUAAGUGACCCAGAAUUUUCGGCCGACUGGUUUGACGAUAUCAUUACGAUUAUACGCUCUAUACCACUCUUCAUGGCAUUUCCCUGGAUUAUUCGAAUCCUAAGCACCAUACCUGAGUCCGUAUUGCUGUGGGUGUAUCCCCGUGGACAGGCAUUCAAAAACUUAAGCCAGAGAGCAAGAGACAACAUCCGCAAAGCUCUAGCAAGCAAAUCUAUCAAAGAUGAUAAUGUCACUUCUCUAUUUCAUUACGUUGCGCACAGCGACAUGCCCGAGUCAGAGAAAUCCGAGCAACGUCUCAUAGCGGAAGCUCAGUUACUCCUCGCAGGGGGCACUUUCACCAGUGGUCGCACAAUCGGAGUUGCGAGUUAUUAUAUUCUGUCUCGACCGGAGCUACGUCGUAAACUUGAGUCAGAGCUGAGAGGCCCAAUGUCGGCCUGGCCUGCGUCUGUCCCGACAUGGGCAGAGCUGGAAAGGCUAGUUCUCUUGCAGGCCAUCAUCAAGGAAUCAUUACGAAUCAGUUAUGGGGUAAUGCAUCGGCUACCACGGAUCUCACCCGAUUUACCGAUUCAAUACAAGCAGUAUACCAUUCCGGCUGGGGUUCCAGUGGGGAUGUCUGCAUAUUUGAUGCAUUCGGAUCCCACAGUAUAUGAAUCUCCCUUCGAAUUCAUUCCGGAGCGUUGGGUUGGCGACGUUGAUCCAGCAAUGAACCGGAACUACGUCCCCUUUGCAAGGGGUUCCAGAAACUGUCUGGGGCUCAACCUAGCAAUGGCCGAGAUAAGUCUCGCACUGGCUGUCCUUUUCCGCCCCGGUGGUCCCAAGCUUGAGCUUUUCGAGACGGACGAGAGUGAUGUGAAGCAGGCACAUGAUUUCGCGGUCUCGCUUCCAAAACUGGAUACAAAAGGCAUCCGGGCAUUCGUUCGUUGA
Canariomyces notabilis is the source of this 1536-nucleotide messenger RNA. Its product is annotated as cytochrome P450. The record is from RefSeq and is a predicted model, not a curated record. The transcript is spliced from 9 exons. Bases 1 to 1536 code for a protein of 511 amino acids. Gene Ontology annotation, molecular function: monooxygenase activity; oxidoreductase activity, acting on paired donors, with incorporation or reduction of molecular oxygen; heme binding. Lineage: Eukaryota; Fungi; Ascomycota; Sordariomycetes; Sordariales; Chaetomiaceae.